Molecule: messenger RNA, 2263 nt
Organism: Ogataea polymorpha
Lineage: Eukaryota; Fungi; Ascomycota; Pichiomycetes; Pichiales; Pichiaceae
Exons: 1
Coding region: 36-1598 (520 amino acids)
Biological process (GO): protein dephosphorylation
Molecular function (GO): protein serine/threonine phosphatase activity
Source: RefSeq, a predicted model, not a curated record
ACCGAUUCGCCACGAACUGCCACAAAGGCUCCAGAAUGAGAACAGAGUUUCGUCUAGCGCUGGUUUCGGGCCUCCUCCUGGCCACCUCCUACGUCUCCCUCACAAAUAACAAUUUGCGCUCCGACUCUCUGCCGGCCCAGGGGGCCAGUAGUACGGAGCACAGACAGCUGUUUUCGGCAUCCACAAACUCUCUUAGCGGGAUUUCGGCCCAGCAAAACAAACAGGGCAUCUAUCUACUGAGCGAUGCCGAGGUCAGCAGAAGGCUGAGACAAUACGAAGAGUCGUACCUGGUCAACCGCGGAAAGGGCGUGAUUCGGUACGAUAUCUGUCAAUUGCCUAGCAACAACCCAAUUGAAGACGACCGCAGCGAGAAGCUCGUCCAAGUUCCAGUCCAGGACAGGGAAAACAACAAUGCGCGUGUCGAGACAGAUUGGCACUUCUGGUCCAUUUUCGAUGGCCACGCCGGUUGGAACACGUCUGCCAAGCUUCGUGACAGCCUUCUAGACUACGUGGUCAACGAGCUGGACCAGGCUUACAAAAUCAGCGACAAGAACCUCAGGCUGAUCCCGUCGAGCGAAACAAUAGACCGCGCGAUCAAGCAGGGCUUUCUCAAGCUGGACGAUGAGAUCGUCAACAAAAACGUGCAGAAACUGCUUGAAAACCCGUCCAACAAGGCCGGGGCAGCCGAGCUGCUGAUGCCUGCUCUCUCUGGCUCCUGUGCCCUGAUGUCGUUCUACGAUACCCAUUCGCGCAGCCUCAAGGUGGCUGUCACUGGCGAUUCGCGAGCUCUUUUGGGGUCUCUGGACGAUCACGAAAACAAGUGGACUGUACGGGCCCUCUCGACAGACCAGACAGGUUCUAACCCAACAGAAGUGGCCAAGCUGCUCAGCGAGCACCCAAACGAACCCAACGUGGUGAGAAACGGCCGUGUCUUGGGAUCUUUGGAGCCAACCAGGGCAUUCGGCGACGCCAGAUACAAAUGGGCCAAGGACAUCCAGACUAGGGUGGCCAAUCAGUUCUUUGGCAGACAGCUGCCCGCCAACCUCAAGACACCUCCGUAUGUGACUGCCGAGCCGGUUAUAACGACACACGAGGUUUCGCCGGCCAAGCACGAUUUUCUGGUGAUGGCUUCCGAUGGAUUGUACGAAAUGCUGACCAACGAGGAAAUCGUGGGACUGGUAGUGCGGUGGAUGGAGAAAAAGAAGAUGGUGAGACCCAAGAAGUCGUUGAUGGAUACGUUGUGGCCGAGCUCGAAAGAUAAGCUGCCUCUGGUGGAAGACGUAACCGACCAGAGCUCGAAGAGCAAGCAGAGAGUACAAACAAGACGAAAGUCGAACGAGGUCGGAUUUCUACUGGAAGAUGAAAAUGUGGCCACACAUCUGAUUAGAAACGCAUUAAGUAACGGGGGUUCGAAAGAGGAGGUGAACAUGCUGGUUAGCAUUCCUUCUCCAUUGAGCAGGCGCUACAGAGACGACCUGACUGUGAGCGUGGUUUUCUUUGGAGAAGGAGACAAGCACGAGAAGUAUUCGUCGAACAGUGCUUUGGAGAUCAACCAGGAGGCCACCAAGGGCGGAUUGACGAUGAAGGCGAAGUUGUGAUAAAGAUCAGCAAGCGCAGUUGCCGGCCCCUCCGGACUCGUCGACAGGGGCGUUGAGGUCUAUUCUUCCGACCGAAGAGGGCUCGUCCUGGGGUUUUGACGUCUCUUCCGGAAUCUGUUUUCCAAUUGCUGUGAACACCUCGUUGACGUUGAAAGCGGUCUUGGCACUGGUCUCAAAAAACAGCAAUCCUUCCUCGUCGGCCAGAGCUUUGCCCUCUUCGACAGAGACGCUUCUGCGGCCCUCGAUCUCCUCGCCCGUCUCUGGGUCCACCACCAGGUCGUACUUGUUGCCGACCAGAGCAAUCACGAUAUUCUUUGAGGCCUGUUCGUGCAACUCUUUAACCCAAUGCCUGGCUUUGAUGAAGCUUGCUGGCUUUGUAACAUCGUACACAACCAGUGCUGCUUGCGCGUUUCUGUAGUAUAGCGGGGCCAGAUUGGCAAAUCUCUCCUGGCCAGCGGUAUCCCAUAUCUCGAACUUGAUGGUCUUUGUUCCAAUAGUGCACCGCUGGGUGAGGAACGCAGCGCCGAUGGUGGGCUCUUUGUUUUCCUGGAAGUCGUUCGACACGAAUCGCAGCACCAGCGAGGACUUUCCGACGGCUGCCUCGCCUAGCAGCACAAGUUUAACAGACGUUUGUUUGGACAUGAGAAAAUAAAUUAUAGUAUAAA